AUGCCUCAGACUCGUCCACUGUUUGACUUUCUUCUGCAGGUAUCUCGACAGGUGGACUCAGAGGUUGAUCGGACUCAGAAACCUCAAAGACACUUGUGUCUCGUGUCAGUUCCUCCCUUUGAGGGUGAGUUUCUUCCUUUUCACAGACGACCAAUCUCAGCUCUUGUGGCUCGAUUGGAACAGUUGUGUUGGUGUCUGAUGGUGAUGUUUUAUCGAUACCUACAGCAGGUUCUGGUUGGGGCCGAGUUGGUGGAGCUUCACACACCACCAAAUUCAGCUCUUGUGGUUCAAUUUGAAGAGUGUCUUUGGGAGAUUCCUUCACUUCCUUAA
Knipowitschia caucasica is the source of this 330-nucleotide messenger RNA. NCBI's taxonomy places the organism in Eukaryota, Metazoa, Chordata, Actinopteri, Gobiiformes, Gobiidae. The record is from the annotation of a GenBank genome assembly.